UGCCUUCAUCAACUAUCGUUCGCACAUGUUUUAACUGUGGCGACCCUGGUCACUUUGCCAGAUGGUGCCCACAUCGUACUGGGAAUACUGUUGCUACUACUUCUCAUCCACUGCUUACUCUGCCGUCACCGGUCAACAUCGGAGCAACGGGUGGUACGAGGCUAGGCAACGUUUGAUUAUUUUGGAGAACACGGUCGCCGAGAUCAAGAUUCGCCAUGAUGCUGAAGUUGAGAAAGUGAAGAGCAAACGGGACGAAGAAGAAAAGAAGAAGAGAGACGAUGACGAGAAAGAACGACGUGAACAAGAUCGCAAGGAAAGAGAAGAGAUGCAUCGGCAGAUGAUGGAGGAUAUGAACAAGAAAUGGGAAAAGAUUUGUGAGAAGAUGGACGAAAAGAAAGGUGAUUCUAGGAAGAAGGAGAUUGAUCGGCUUAGGUCAUUUGCAAACAACGCAGUUGCUUCCACAUCAUCGACCAAGGCCACCAUCGAAGGGGAGGAACUCAUCAGGCAACUGUUACGUGAGCAAGAAGCAAUGAAGAAGAAGCUCGAAGAAUCUAUAGCUGCACAGAAGCGGUUGGAAAUAUUGGAGAAUGAGAUGACAUUGAUGAGGACAAUGAGAGAUGAGGCGUUAAAGGAGGUGGAAACUUGGAAGAACGAGGCGUUGAGGCCAGGAAACAAGCGUGGGUGUGCUGCCGUUACUCCCACCACUGUUGCUCGCACACGAAACAGGGCGACUCCUGAACCAACCACUGGUCUUGCUGGUAUAGUGCAUAGGCACAAUCUGGAGCUGGAGGCCCUCAAGAACCUGCGCAUUGUAGACUUUAAUGCGAGAAGAGAGAAGGAGCCGGAAAACGACCAAUUGCGAGUUACGAUGGAAGAGGAGGCCAAUGCUCGUUGUGAACAAGAGCUGGAGAACGAACGUCUUAGAACUGUGAUUGCUGAUAUAGAGGCCGCUCAGCGUGUUCCAUGCACCAAUCUGAGACAACGGAUCGAGGAGAUGGCGUCAACCGAUAAAGGCAAGCAGAAGACAGUUACUGAACCUCUCUCUGCACGAGCCAUGGAGAAGAAGAAAUUCGCUAAGGAGCAGCGGAAAGACUUGGGGAAUCGGAAGAAAGAUGGGAUUAUUGAAAUUUGCGCCAAGGAAGGUUUGAAGUACGUUACCAGCAAACGGUCAGUGGAAGACAUUAUCAACCAGCGGAUGAAGACGACAUUUUCGGAUGAAGGUAAGGCGGUACAAGAGGUGUCCGAUGACACCGGCGGGGGAAUGGCCGAAAAGGAAGUGUCGGCUGAGGGAGAUGCUGCUACUUCGUAGGCUCUCCCCCGAGCGCGACUAAGUUAUGGUCUAUCGCUAAUUCUUGUGUU
Chara braunii is the source of this 1359-nucleotide messenger RNA. The record is from the annotation of a GenBank genome assembly. NCBI's taxonomy places the organism in Eukaryota, Viridiplantae, Streptophyta, Charophyceae, Charales, Characeae.